This is a messenger RNA of Apis florea (little honeybee), 897 nucleotides long. RefSeq names its product ecdysone-induced protein 75 (gene E75). The record is from RefSeq and is a predicted model, not a curated record. NCBI's taxonomy places the organism in Eukaryota, Metazoa, Arthropoda, Insecta, Hymenoptera, Apidae. Gene Ontology annotation, molecular function: nuclear receptor activity; zinc ion binding; RNA polymerase II cis-regulatory region sequence-specific DNA binding. Gene Ontology annotation, biological process: cell differentiation; positive regulation of transcription by RNA polymerase II; negative regulation of transcription by RNA polymerase II.
AAUCGCGAUAUAAAUUGCAAAUAUGGAAAAAUUGCGAUGAAAAUAAAUCGUGGGGCGCCAGCGCGCGACGCUACGCGAAUGCCAAUCAGCGGUGUAGCGCGCAGGCGCCGCGAAGCCGCGGCACGCCACGCCGCGACGAACUCACUCGCGCACCGCAUCGCACGCCACACACAACACAUCAACUAAUAACGUUGUAACAAGCUUCGAUUUGCAGUUACCGCGAGAACCACGCCAUUGGAAAGCAACAGAUCGUAUCGUCGUGGUAAUCGUGUGUUGUGCGCGCGAAAAGAAAGUGUGUCGUUGCUAGAAAGAGGAAGCGUAAUUGUAUUAUACGCAGUAAGAGAAGACUGAUCAAAACAAACUCGCGAGUUUUUUCGCCGGUGUCUCGUGCCGGUAUUGCGUGGUUGCGUCUCGACAGAGAUAGAAACGGAGUGAAGUUGUCAAUAAGAGGAUUGAAGUAGAUAGCGUCGUUGACGGUUUGCGAUUCAAAUUUUUACGGUUGCAUGGAGAGUCGUGUUAUGUCAGCCUCAAGUUUGUUUACACGUGAGAUUGUCGGUAGGACUAUUGGAAUAAAAUUGUCAUUGACAAUCGUUUGAGAAGAACAAGAAGGUUAAGUAAAGAAGUAAAAGAGCGGGAAAACGGAAGAGAGUGUAACAAUCGCGGCAGACUGUCGUGACAAGAAAUGACCGUGCAAGAAUUCAAGCCUCGUGGCAGCAGUGCCGAGGAACAACAACCGUCCGGUGAUAUUUUGUCACCGUCUAGUGAACCUCUGGACAACGAAAAGGAACAAUCGGCCCAGAUCUGUUAUCGCGGUGCACACCAGGAUAGCGAGAAUCUGUUGGGACGAGUUUUAGCCGGUAAGUCGUCAUGGCCUUCGUCACAUUAAACCAGAACAUA